AUGAUGAACCGGCUUUGCCUUUUCGCCCUUCUCGGCUUCCUGAGCAUCCUGGUGGCCGGAACCCAGGGGAAAAACACCCCUCCACCUCUCCACCACCCUACCCAGCACCCUCAGCACCAGCCUUGCCACCACCUUACCCACCACCCUUGCCACCACCGUAACCACCAACAUAAGCCCUCGAUCAGCUCUCUUCUGGUGAUUGGGGCAGAAAAUGCAGCCACAACACAGUCACCAACAAGUGGAUCCCUACCUGCGGUCCAGCGCCGCCAACUUGCAUCCCGCCGAGCUCCACUACCGUGCAAGAAGCCUAGCCUCCUAGAGGAGUUUUCUUUUGUCCCUCCUGCCUUCUGCCUGGAGCCUCCCUAUGUGGGUCGCUGCAGGGCCAUGAUAUGCAGGUACUUCUACAACGCCACCUCGGCGCAAUGUGAGACUUUUACAUAUGGUGGCUGUAGACAGAAGAAGAAUAACUUCAUCAGCAAGGAGGAGUGCCUGAAAACCUGCCUUGGGGAGGGGGCUGCACUCCAGGAGAUCAAGCCACACGUGCUGCCCUGAGAUGCUGAAGUCUGGGGAGGCCCCAUGCAAGGCGGGGCUGUGGCUGCCUUCCCAAGUAGUUCAGCCUCCUUGUCUGAUCCCUUCUCAACCCACCCCUCCUCAGUAGAACCCUGCCUCUUUCCUCCUCCCCCUGGUCUACUUGUUCCUUCUCUGUCUUAUCCAGUAGGCUCCAAGCACCAUGAGAGCCAGAACUGUAUGCCUGUGUUUUUCUCAUCACAUUAU
This is a messenger RNA of Equus quagga, 774 nucleotides long. RefSeq names its product serine peptidase inhibitor, Kunitz type 3 (gene SPINT3). Bases 1 to 552 code for a protein of 183 amino acids. The transcript has 4 exons. Lineage: Eukaryota; Metazoa; Chordata; Mammalia; Perissodactyla; Equidae. The record is from RefSeq and is a predicted model, not a curated record. Gene Ontology annotation, molecular function: serine-type endopeptidase inhibitor activity.